AUGGCCGCUAAGUUCGCUGUCAAAUCUCUAGACCACCUGGUCUUGACAGUCCGGUCCAUUCCGGCAUCCGUCGCGUUCUAUACGAAUCACUUGGGAAUGAAACAUGAAGUCUUUACUUCACCCAGCAACCCGGAUAUUCAGCGACACGCUCUUCGAUUCGGAUCCCAGAAAAUCAACCUGCACCAGAGCGGGAAGGAAUUCGAGCCCAAGGCUCAAAAUGUCAUGCCAGGAAGCGCAGACCUGUGCUUCCUGACGGACAUGAAAGUGGAGAAUGUUCUUAAAGCUUUCGAGGAAGCUGAGAUCGAUGUUCUCGAAGGUAACAAAGUCGUGGAACGCACGGGUGCGGUGGGGAAGAUCCGGAGUGUUUAUGUGCGCGAUCCGGACGGCAACUUGAUUGAGAUAUCGAACUACUCUUGA
This is a messenger RNA of Aspergillus niger, 417 nucleotides long. RefSeq lists its product as uncharacterized. The transcript has 3 exons. NCBI's taxonomy places the organism in Eukaryota, Fungi, Ascomycota, Eurotiomycetes, Eurotiales, Aspergillaceae. Bases 1 to 417 code for a protein of 138 amino acids. The record is from RefSeq and is a predicted model, not a curated record.